Molecule: messenger RNA, 4211 nt
Organism: Maniola jurtina (meadow brown)
Lineage: Eukaryota; Metazoa; Arthropoda; Insecta; Lepidoptera; Nymphalidae
Product: agrin-like
Exons: 16
Coding region: 139-3402 (1087 amino acids)
Biological process (GO): cell differentiation; multicellular organism development
Molecular function (GO): protein binding
Source: RefSeq, a predicted model, not a curated record
CUUUAGUAUUGUACUUCUGUAUAUUAUCGAAUUAAUAUGUAGAGGAGCAAGAUAUUAUACUUACUUUUUCGAAAGCUGUGUUGUAGAGAAGUGGCUAAAACAAGUUUCAUUGGAUUAAGUACAUUCAUCACUAAGAAAAUGUUAACUACUUCGACCGCAUUCACGGUGCUGGUGGCGACGGCUUUUGGGUGCUAUUUGUUUCCUAGUGACGUGCCGGACCCUUGCCGAGGAGUGACCUGUGGCCCUGGGGAGCUGUGUCGGCCUACUCCCGACGGGAAGAGUCACAACUGUGAAUGCCCCACGUCGUGCCCCAGUUAUGGGGACCAUGAAGGCUCUCGACCCCUUUGCGCCAGCGAUGCGAAAGACUACCCUGGCAUUUGUGAGAUGCGCCGCGCGGCCUGCGAAACAAACAAUAAUAUAACUUUUAAAUAUUACGGUAAAUGUGAUCCAUGUGCGGGUGUGACCUGCCCCGACCCAGAGGUCUGUCAACUGGACGAUCAGCGUGAACCCUUGUGCCGUUGCGCCGAACCGUGCCCGCUGGAGUUCUCACCAGUUUGUGCUUCUGAUGGGAAGACGUACUCCAAUGAAUGCCAGAUGCACAGGGAAUCUUGCCGAGCUAGGAAACAAUUGAAGAUCAUUUUCAAGGGGCAAUGCAGCUCUGGUGUAAACCCAUGUGCGGAAGUGGAGUGUCGUCACGGGGCGGAGUGUAGGGUGGAAGGGAGCGGAGCGGUGUGCGCGUGUCCACCGCCUUGUGAGCCCGUGUUACGUCCGGUGUGUGGGUCUGACGCCCGCACACACGAUAGCGAGUGUGAAUUGAAACGAGCUGGGUGCUUAUUGGGGAGGGAGCUGAAGGUUCUUCACGCAGGCGCUUGCGGUUCGAACGGCGUAUGCGCUGGUCGCGUGUGCCCGCACGGCGGCGAGUGUGUCUCGUCAGGUGGGCGUGGCGUGUGCCGGUGUCCGCGGUGCUCCAACGAAUUUGCUCCUGUGUGUGGCUCCGAUGGCAUCUCAUACGGAAACAGAUGUAAACUGCAACUCGAAGCAUGUCGCCAUCGUCGACAUGUACAAGUGCUGUACGAUGGGCCAUGUAAUGGCUGCGAAAAUAAAAAGUGUGAAUUUUACGCAGUUUGCGAGAGCGAUGGAGUUUCCGAAGCAAGUUGCGUUUGCCCUCAACAUUGUGAAGAAGGAACUGAGACUGAAGAAAUAUGCGGCAAUGACAAUAAAACCUACAGCAGCGUCUGCGCCCUGCGCGACGUGGCUUGCCGAGAGAAAAUAAGUCUUCAUAUCAAACAUAUGGGUUCUUGUGAAUCAUGUGGCGGCAUCCAAUGCCCCAACGGUAUGUGGUGUUCUCGCGGCAAGUGCGCGUGCGCGGCGACGUGCGCGGACGCGCCCAGGGAGCCCGUGUGUGCCGACAACCGCCGCACCUUCCCCAACGAGUGCUCCCUGCAGCGCGUGGCCUGCGAAGCGCGCAUGCGCGGCGAAACUGCUCCACAAGUUGCCUAUUUCGGGGAAUGCACUGGGAAUCACGAUCAAAAUAAUACUGCAGGGUUAAACCAAUCAGCCAAUGUAAUGGACCAAGGUAACGACAUUCGCACAUCAGACGAUACGGAAGGUUCAACCGAGCCUGCAUCAGGGACAGCCGUUUGCGCGCGCGUGCAAUGCGCAUACGAAGCGACAUGUGCUGUGGAUGGGAACGGUCAACCCCGAUGCGCUUGUCUGUUCGACUGCGCAGCGGCUGCUGCAGCUGCGUCUGCGCCCGUGUGUGCAUCUGACUUAAGGAUGUAUCCGACGUUGUGCCAUAUGAAGUUGGAGGCGUGUCGACGUCAGGAAGAUUUGAGAAUACGACCUCUGGCAUUAUGUCGGGGCUUGGAGUUCCGACCUUGUGGUGACGACGAGGCUCUAAUGGACGCAGGAGGCCGUCCGAUGGACUGCGGUGGCGGCCCGCAUCGCAAAGACUGCCCAGCUGGCAGCUAUUGUCAUCAUACUGCUAAAGCAGCGCGGUGUUGUAGAAAAGACAAAACAGUAGUGGACAAGAAGGACUGUCAAGAAUCGUGGUAUGGAUGCUGCACGGAUGGUAUCACGCCGGCUCGCGGGCCGGGAGGGUCCGGGUGUCCGUCGCAAUGCGGCUGUCACAGACUAGGCUCCGUGUCAGAGCUGUGUGAUGAAAGCGGACAGUGUCAGUGCCGGCCCGGCGUGGGGGGACAGAAGUGCGACCGAUGCGAGCCUGGGUACUGGGGCUUGCCGAGAAUUGGCACGGGGCACACUGGAUGUAUACCUUGCGGCUGCUCCGCUUUUGGAUCGGUGCGUGAGGAUUGCGAACAAAUGACGGGUCGCUGCGUUUGCAAGUCUGGCAUACAAGGUCAGAAGUGUACCGUCUGCUCCAACCAUGAACACACCCUCGGUCCCAAUGGAUGCUUCGACCCGGAAUCAACGCAACUUCCGGCCACUGACUGUGAACACAUGACUUGCUAUUUCGGAGCCUACUGCGUGAUACGAAGCGGACUCGCCACUUGUGAGUGUGGCGCUCCAGAGUGCGCGGCUACCGAGGCGCCUUCUGUGUGUGGCAGCGAUGGUCGAACCUACCUUUCCACUUGCCAUCUGCGAGCACACGCUUGUAGGAGCCAAUCCGACAUCGUAGUCCAGGCGUUCGGACCCUGCGGCGAUGACGCCCCGACCGUCAGGCGAGAGAAAGUACAUAUAUCUUCAAAGAAAAACGAAGGGGGAAGCGGGUGUAAUAAAAACGUUCCAAAGCAUAUUGAUAUCGAAAGCGAAACAGAGGAGGAGCAAUACAUAACAAAUGAGGUCGAGGAAAAUUAUCCAAUAUAUGAGGAGUACGUUGACGAAAAUGAAAACGAAGUAUAUACGACGCCGUUGUUCGAUGGGCAGGCCCGAAUCACUGCUCGCACUAGGUUGCCCGCUAAACGAUUCGAUAUUUGGGCGGAAGUGUCGGCCGUUUGUGGAAAGGGUGCUUUAGUAAGUGCCUCAGGUGUAAGAGAUUAUUUAUGGCUCGGUUUUGUAGACGAUAGGGCCGCACUGCGGUGGGACGCGGGAAACGGACCCUUGGAAUUGCGAUCGGCGAAAGUAAAAGUAGAUGUGAAAUCUAAAGUGUCUGCAAGGAGAUAUAAGAAAGAUGCCAUGCUGAAAUUAGGUUCGACUACUGCUAGAGGUUCGACGCAUGGACGGAUGAGUUCGCUGGACGUAGAUCCGUACAUUUACGUCGGUCAUCCACCAGACAAUGUUACAAAGUUGUCGGACACUCACGGCCUUCACGGGUUCGUGGGGUGCGUGCAUCGUUUGCGUGUCAGUGGCCGUGACGUCAUACCUCCCUCCCGCGGCCUGUCUAUCACCGCUCACGGGGUUCGACCUUGCACGCCGUACAAUCUUGCUCAGAUUGAGUGCCCUUGAUAUUAAAGUCAGGUUUAAAUAAUUGAUUGCAUACUACCGCAAGAGGCACAAGACUCAAGAGUCAUAUUUUUAGGGUUCCGUACCUCAAAUGGAAAUAGGAACCGUUCAUUGUCGGUCUGUUUGUCUAUGAAGACGCUUUUUCUCAAGAACUCGUCGAGUUAGCUUCCUAGUUAAAAUUGAUAUCAAGUACUCUUAAAAACAAGCUUUUCUAAGUUAACGCAAUCAAAAACACUUUGACACUCGCGAAUAAAUCAAAACCUACUAAUUCCCGUUUACCUACAACUACGAAAUUUGGUAAGAAGCAAGGUCUUCCAGCACAAUUAAAGAAAUACAUUCGAAAGUCAUUAAUUUGUAGUUAUAUCACAUAAAAAAGUUAUGAUUACAAUAAUACCAUUUGCAGUUGUCGCACGAGUCUGGUGUAUCGGACGUUAUGUUUGGCUCUUGCACCUUUUUCGGAUCUUGUAGUAUGCAAUCACUGAUUUAGAAGAUAAGGCCCAUCACGCACGGUCGACUAGUCGCCUGGCGACACAGUCGAUGGCGACCGUAAGAGUCUGUAAUUUAUAUAGACGACGCCGUGUGUAUGCGCACGAAGUCACGGCGACUGAGUCGCUGGGCGAGCAGUCGACCGUGCGUUAAUGGCUCUUAGUCAUGUUAUUAUAUAACAGACAAUUUAGAAAUAUUUUGUGAAACAUUAAUUGUAAGGGAUUGACAAGGGAUUGACGAAUUCAAUAGUAAUAAUGCAUAGUAGAUAAAGUUUUAUCAAAUGGAUAGGUACUAGUCCUGCUAAGAGUAAAAGUCCUACUUGUCUG